Molecule: messenger RNA, 1629 nt
Organism: Eublepharis macularius
Lineage: Eukaryota; Metazoa; Chordata; Lepidosauria; Squamata; Eublepharidae
Gene: MRPL38
Product: mitochondrial ribosomal protein L38
Exons: 9
Coding region: 15-1157 (380 amino acids)
Cellular component (GO): mitochondrial large ribosomal subunit
Source: RefSeq, a predicted model, not a curated record
CGGAAGCCGGGGAAAUGGCGGCUCCCAUGAUGAGGGCAGUGUUGUACGGAAUAAGAUGCAGCCGAACGUUUAGUACUUCUACUGCUCUAUGCAAACUAGGGAUACCCCUGGGGCCAAUGCCUAAUGAAGAUAUAGAUGUCAGCAACUUGGAGGCACUGGCAAAAUACCGCAGCUUUCGUCGCUACUUCAAGGUGGCAGAAAAAGAGAGGGAAAAAAUUCAUUGGUGGCCAACUUACAAGAAACACACCACUCCAAAGCUAGAUGAAGAGGCAAAGAUAGACAUUGGCCUACCCUGUCCUCGUAAGCAACGGGCAAGCAUACUUAAAGAGAGAAAAGCUGUAAUGAGACAGAAUUUGACCAACGUGGAACUAGAAAGAGCAUCCCGUCUCAGGACACUGGUGAUUCCACUUGAUGAUGUCAAAGCUGAAUGGGAGAGAACCAGUGGCCCAUACCACAAACAGCGCAUAGCAGAACACUAUGGUCUAUACCGUGACUUAUUUGAUGAUGCCACGUUUGUUCCCAGAGUUCUUCUAAGAGUGGAAUACGACCAUGAUGAGGAAUAUGUUGUGCCAGUUUAUCAUGGGAAUGUGGUGACCCCCACAGAGGCUCUUAACCCUCCCAGAGUCAUAUUUGAAGCAGACGAAGGAUCUCUGUGGACCCUGCUGCUCACUAACCUGGAUGGACACCUGCGCGAUACCAGUAUGGAGUAUGUCCACUGGCUGGUGACAAACAUUCCGGGCAAUAAAAUAGAGGCAGGCAAGGAGGCUUGUCAUUACUUCCCACCAUUUCCUGCCAAGGGAACAGGAUACCACCGCUACGUUUUCCUUCUCUUCAGGCAGAUGCAGCCAAUUGAUUUCACUGAUGAUACGCGGCCAGAGCCAUGCCACAGCCUCAGGAUGAGAACCUUCAGGACAUUUGAUUUCUACAAGAAGCAUCAGAGUGACAUGACACCAGCAGGGCUGGCAUUUUUCCAGUGCCAGUGGGAUGAUUCUGUCACAAAUGUUUUUCAUAAUGUUCUUAACAUGAAGGAGCCAGUGUUUGCCUUCGUGCGCCCCCCUGUGUAUCAUGGCCCACAGAAGAAGUUUCCACACCUCCAGCCUCUGAGGUACCUGGACAGGUACAGGGACAGUGAUGAGCCAACCUAUGGUAUUUACUGAGAGUUUUGGCACUCUGCUUUUCAAAGGGCUCCUAGAACAGCCACAGUACAAUCAAGAAUUCCAAUAGACAGUUUGUGCAUCUGACUGGGGAAUGGCAGUGUACAGAUCACAGCGGGCUUUGAUUCAGAUCACCACUUCUUAUUCACCGCUUGGAAGAGAGAGGCAGUUCACAUCCAUUCUUGAAUGCAUACCAGAAAGACUGUACAAAGUGUUCAUCAUGGUGAAGAAGCCUAGUUGUACUAACAGAUGCAAAACUGUUCAGGACCCGAACAUCUGCUGCACCUUCUGGGGAAUCAGUUACCAUUCAUAAUUUGCUGCCAACAAAGCAGACUGCUUUAUCCCUCAGUUGAGUUGUUUCAGCAAAAUACUUUCAUCCGAAUUGGAUCGGGUGAUGCAUGAAAUCUUGCCAGGUACUGAAAUGCUGGACUGUGUGUUCUCUUUCAAUUAUGAAUAAAUAUACUUUUAAAAAUCA